GAUUAGUCUGCUGCUGAGUCUGUCCGCACAGACGCGCAAUUGUACACACUAUUGCAGCUGCAGUUUACACACGCGUGAUAUAGGCAGUUAAAUUUUAGUCCAUCAUCAUCAAUUGUAAACCAAUAAUUUCAAUAGUAUAUAUCCAACUGAUUUUUCGUUUCUCUUAAAAUUUGUGGGAAAGUCUUGCACAAUUUUUUCUAUCAUCAUUUUUUCUCUGGGUUAUUUUAUUAUUUAUCUGUGUUUUUCAUGAAUGAAUGUGCGGGGGCUGAAAUGUGCAUGUCAAAUAGACAGAGUAACCCAACUCAGUAUUAAAUACAUUUUGUCGGUAUACUCUUGUAACUGUGUAAAAAAGUGAACGAGUCAAAAUAUAUACCUGCAGAGUGAAAUCGCCCACCGACAAAACAUUUAAAAGUUAAACUGCGGAUUUGACAUUUAUUACUCAUUUUUUUUAUUGAGUAGUAAACACGAAGAAGGAAUACAAUUCAUGAAACUAUGAGAAACCCCCAAGUGAUUUACUAUCCGAUUUGUAAUGAUAAUUAUGUACAAAGUAGGACUAACGCUUUGAGUAAAAUUUGACUAAACAUUGGUCGAGUACUGCAACCAGAAGUCGAUAAUUUUCACCCAUUGGUCUGUAUCAUUUAUGAAUGGAUGGAGGAGCGACAGCACAAACAGGAGAUCCGAAACGUUUGGACGACUGGCGGAAUACAUCGGGAAUAGCUAUUCUCUCAUGGAGUUUAAUACUGCUUGGUGCAUUGAUCCUGAAUUCUACUCUGCUAUUAGCUUUCCUCAAGCGGCCAGGUCUUCGAACAAUAUCGAACAGAUUUGUGAUGAAUCUGAUCGUUUCCAAUCUCCUCACCUGUUGCAUCUUGAAUCCUUUGCUGAUAUUGGAUGCAUCGGUUUUACAAAUCAAACCGUGUAUAUGCACUCUAGCAGAAGGAGCGACAGCCCUCGUUACUACAUCCUCAGUAUUCUCAGUUCUUCUAAUUGCCAUAGAUCAAUACUUGGCAGUAGUCGACCCUCUCCGUUAUCGCACACGUAUUGAUACCUUGAAAUGUGGAAUUCUAAUAACUUCCCUCUGGAUAAUAUCAUUGACAUUCAGUCUCCUAGCAGCAUUUAAUCCAAAUCCAAAGAGUCUUUGGUUAAUCUGUCAACCGAACCAGUGGGACCCUUCAAAGAAUUUGAGCACAAAUUUCGAUUUAUCAAUGGUAAAUUUGACAAGAAAAAAUGAUAACCAACAAAUAGAAAUUUCCAUGACAUAUGGCUUUAUUCUGGCUCUACUCAGUCUAUUCGUUUAUUUAUUACCGUUUAUUGGGGUCUGUUGGAUCUACACCAGUAUAUAUUCAGCGGCGCACAACAAUUCCAAGAGAACUCGAAGAACUGGCUCCCGACCAAUACUAUCAUCCGAAAGUUUCAGCGAGGAAUAUUAUCCAGUGCAACAGGAUCUCUCAAAUGAAGAUUUCCGUAGAAUAACAAAAAUUUCAAGUCUCUCGUCAAUAGAUGAAAGUACGGAAAAUUCGCCUAGUCAAAUACCGAGAGGUUUCUCUGAAUAUGCUAAUCAACCAUCACCAAUUCAAGAGGAACAAUCGACAGUAAUAUUCACUGUCGGCUCGGAAAAAGUCUAUGUUACACCGCGACAAUCAAAUGAUGAUACCAAAGAAGCAACAAUAAAAAGAGUCCCUAUUUCCAUAUUGAAAGCUCAAUUUUUAGAUAAAAGAAAUGACGAGAACAUGGAUAUACUCGUAAAAAGUAAAUUUCAAAAUGGUGAUGAGCGACAACGUAAAUCAUCCCAUGAUCUUAUGAAUGAAGGAGAGAUUAUGUUUACAUUGCCUCAUUUCGAUGUACAAAGUGAGAGCAGUGGUGAUGACGAUGCGGUGGAGGAGGAGGAGGAGGAGGAGGAGGAGGAAGAGGAAGAACUCCCAAUGGUGUUGGAAGAUGUUGAGUGUAUAGAUCAAGAUGGAAAUUUGGGUUCACCUAACGGCAUUAUUAUUCCAUAUUCUUCAUUAAUGAAUCAAACAAUGCAAACAAUCUCCAAGCAAAAUGAUGAACAGACAUGUCAUGCAGGAAAAUCGACAAAAAAUAAAACUGAUUCAACAAAUGUCCAAUUGAAUGAUAAUGACAUUCACGAGGACAACACUUAUUCAAAAUUUUCGGUGGAAAAUUUACAAUCAAAUGAUUUUCUUGGCAAUAUCACACCCAUUGUGACAAUCACUCCUCCUCAUCGCGAAUCCUUGCAUCGUGUCUCCAGUACCAAGAGUACAAGCAGUUACAUCAACUCAUUGAAGUACAGAAUCAGCAAUGGCUCAUUAUUCAAACAUAGAGAGGAAACGAGAGCAGCCAGAGUGAGUGCUUUCGUUAUUGUGAUGACUCUUAUCUGUUGGACACCAUAUUACCUCGUAUUAACAUUGAGAAAUUUACCAUGUGAUUUUUGUAAAAACUUACCACAUGAAAUAGACAUAUUAGCACUGAGCCUCUUCAUUUCAACGGCUUACAUCAGCCCUAUGCUCUUUGGAUAUCGAUCGAAACGUGUUAAAAAAGAAUUGAAAAAACUAUUUUGCUUUAAAAGAGAGUUGUCUUAUAAAAAUAAUCGUUCUUUGAUGGCGAAAAAGAUUUUGAAGAGAAGGCACAGUGGAAAUUUAUCAACUUGCGAAAUUGAUAAUAGAUUUAAUAUUUUUCAUUGUAUUUAUGCUAAGAACAAGUGGCCAAAGGAGAAAGUUCAGUGUAUUCAGGUACCAGAGACAGCUCUAAUUGUUGAAACAUGCCGAAGUAGUUUUUCCAGUGGUGCUAGUACACAAAUAUCAAGUACGUCUACUGAUGACUGCUGAAAGAUUUGAUUUUAACAAUUAAAAUGACAAGCGCACCCUGGUGGUGGUGCAAAAUUCCAAAGUAUCCUUUAUGAAUUUUCAAUUUUCAAGUUCAAUUAUCUGCUUUAUAUAUUGUCUUAUAAAAUCUGACAGAAUGGUUAGAAAAUGGAAUAGUUUGACAAUUUCAUCCUUUUUUUGUUUCAUCUUUUAGUUUUUUUUUUUUUUUUCUGAGAAAAUAUUACAAUAAUAGUAUUGAAUUAAAGAAAUGCUAUUCUAAUCAUUAUUCUCAUCCAUGACAGAGUUAUAUCUCGUUAAUGUGAUUCAUUUAUUUUUGUAUUUAUAUAAAUUAUGACAAGGAUGAAAAAUGAAUGUCAAUUAUUCAUAAAAAAUUCAUGGAAUUCACCAUUUUUACUCGUCACGAAGAAUAUAUUUUUACGCUGAAAGCAAAAGAUGUAAAUAUUUUUACGAAAAUUUAUUAGUUUUUCUCAUCAUGAUUCAUUACCGUUCUGCUGAUUUUAAUUUCAUUUUUUUAUACAUGACCCUAUAUUUACAUAAUUCAAUGGAAGUCAAGAUCUCAGAAUGUAUUUUUUAUCUUCCAAAUAUUUUUGUAUAUUACAAAUUCAAUAUCUGGGUUAUUUAUAUUAAAUAACAUGUAAAUAUUGUUUGUAAAGAACAGACAGGUGGCUAUGAAGAGUCAAACAGACAGAAACAUUAAAUAUAUGUAUUUGGAAAUAGAAAAUUAAAAUUUUAUUGGUGAAUGAUAGAAAAAUCACAGCCGGGAAUGAUCAGGAUUCUGUGGUUUGCUGGGAAGUCUUGGUAACUCUAGAACAGUGCCAUCAUCGUUGGUAAAUGUUUUAUUGUCAUGGCCGUCUUCGGUCGUUACUCCAUCGGACUCCACAGAUGGACCAGUCAUGAAGAACAUUGUAAGUAAAAACAUGAUAGAACCUUGGAAUGAGAAUAAUGAUAUUUUCUAUAAAGCCGUUUACAUUUAUAUGCAAGUUUAAUCUUGUUCACUUACUUAUUCCAUAAAAACCUGCAUAGAGUACAUAGAGACUUUCUCGGAAACCAAUAAUUCUCCUAAGAGGCUCAACAAGAAUUGGUAAAUUACCUCCAAUAUUAUUCAUAACGAAUAAAAAGACACCAACGGUUGUUGAUCUCAUGCUGAGAGGUACAAUUUCAACAACAAUAGCAAAUACUAUUCCAAACCACAUCUCGGCUGCAACAACAAUUCGACAAUUGAAAAAUCCAAUGUCCACAAUAGUUGACUGAAUAAUAUAUUAAUUAUUUAAGUUGAAAUUACCAAAGAAAUAUGAUAUUCCGAGAGUGAUGAUAGCUCCCAGUGGUUCCAAAGCCACCGAUCCAAAGGCGAAUGGAGUGGCUAUCAAUUGACUAAUAGCAAGGCAAGCUACUCUUGAUCUUAUACCCAUUUUUGCAACAAAUUUAUCACUGAUGACUCCACCAACUACGACACCAAUACUUCCGACUACAAUUGUCACUGCGAAUAACCACCAGCUUAAAUCAUAAUCCGGAAAAUAGUCUCUGUAAUAGAGGUCACAAUUGUAAGCGAAGCACAUUCCACCUAAAAUCGUUUCAUUUAUUAUUAUCAUUUUCUUUCAACUUUUUCAUUUCAAUUUAAUCCUCUUAUUUUUGUCUUACUUACCGCAGUGCCUGAUACUCGCUGCGAGACAAAGCAAAAUCAU
Molecule: messenger RNA, 4501 nt
Organism: Diachasma alloeum
Lineage: Eukaryota; Metazoa; Arthropoda; Insecta; Hymenoptera; Braconidae
Exons: 4
Coding region: 645-2822 (725 amino acids)
Biological process (GO): G protein-coupled receptor signaling pathway
Cellular component (GO): membrane
Molecular function (GO): G protein-coupled receptor activity
Source: RefSeq, a predicted model, not a curated record